UUUGCUGAGAAGAGGAAGUAACGUGCUUGACGUCAUAUUUGCCAGUAAGAAUUCUGUCAAGAUGGCAGACGUCGAGAGAAGUACAAGGAGAAUGAUUCUUAAAACAGUGGUGUAAACAAAGACUAAAGAAUGUAUUUUCCUAUCGGAUGGCCUAAAUACAUUCAUUUGCAAGACAGUACACGUACAAUAUACUUAUUUAGUAAUCGUGAUCGUUCCCUUUUUGGUGUACUGACAGAAGAUUCUAUUGGAAUUUGGUUUGCUAAACCCUGUGUUCAAAUAGUUUGCCAUAAACGUUCACAUGAAUCAUUGCUGUCAUUGGGUAUUAAUAAAAUAGCAGAAUGGAAACCAGACAACAGAGCCAUUGUUGUGGCUACUUCUCAAAAUCAUUUAUUGUUUUACCAACUGGAUAUGGAUGAUUCUACUCGUGGUCUCUAUGAACAGCAAGACAGCAAAGUUGCUAGUUUGAAGCGAGAAAGUGCAGAGCUUUUUAUUAAAGAGAAAAUUCCGCCCCUUUUAUUUAUUCAAGCCUUUUCUGCUAAUGUACCAGGAAAUAUAACAAGCUUAGUGUGUAUACGCGAUGAAUUAAUGGUUUCUACUACAAAUGGACAUAUUUGGAGGGUUCAUUGGGAUGGGACAUUGAAUCGUGAUUACUGUUUAAAUCUUCUUAGGAUUCCUUUUUGUGCUGAUCAACAACUUUCAAGAGCAUUACCAUUAGAAGAAACUGGUUUAUUUGUAAAAACAUUUGAAUACUCGCCAUUAAUAGGUGGAUUUUCAAUAGUACUUUCUAAUGGUAAAGCAGCAUUUAUAACUGCUCCAACUUUGAAAUUUGAUCCAAAUCAAGUUGUAGGAAUUUGGGCUCAAGAACUAUCUACUGUAACUUGUACAGCUCUUAAUCAUAGGUAUCGACUCAUUGCUUAUGGAUUAAAAAGUGCAGAUGGUGCUGUUUAUUGCUUUGAUGAUUUAACGGGUGCAUUAGUUUUAACUCAUAAACUUGUUUUAUCUCCAAAAGAUUUUCCAGAUUCUACUACAGCAGCAGGUGCAGUUACUUACCUUAAAUGGAGUCCUGAUGGGAUGGCAUUAGCUAUGGCUUGGGAAAAAGGUGGCUUAGCAGUUUGGAGUGUGUUUGGAUCUUUACUAAUGUGCACAUUGGGAUGGGACUAUGGUUCUGUAGAAAGUCUAAAGAAUAAUCCUUUCAGAAUCAGUUCUCUGAUUCGUUUGUAUCCUGAAGAAACAAAAUUAGAUAAUCAGUUUGUUAGAGUUAUCAAAGUAUCAACACAGGUUCUUCAGUUAUCUGUUCUUGGUGAUCGUCUACUUAGUUUUUGUGCAGAUUCUCAUCUGACAUUAUAUCAUUUACAAAAAAAAGAUUCAUCUUCCAAUUCAACUUUGCAUAUUGUUCGUCUACACGAGUUAGAUGUUUCAAAUUUAGUUGUUCAUCCUGCCUGUGUUGUCUCUGCAAUACUGACAUCAUUAAGAACUGAAAUAGAGGAAGACGAAAGAGGACCAAUGUCGACAUCUGCUACUAAAGAUCUUUUGAAGGAGUGGGAGGAUGUUAUAUCAUCCAAGUGGCAACCAAAGCAGAAUAAGACUGGUAAAGAACAUGUUUUUUUACAAGCUGAAGAUAGAUUGUUUAUUAGUGCUGGAGCUGACAUUGUACAUCAGCUUCAUUCCCCUCCCUACCAUUCAUUUGCUGAUUAUCAUUCCAAGUUUAAUGAAUAUAAUGAUAUUGAAAAUGGAUAUCAAGAGGAAAGGUCAGAAAAUAUAUGGAAUAACACUCAGAUGACUAUAGGAAACAAACAAUGGAUAAUAGUGCCAAUUCCUUAUUCAUAUCUGGGAAAUAACUGGCCCAUAAGACAUGCAUGCAUUGAUCCAUCUGGUCAGCAUGUUGCUGUUGCAGGUAGAAGUGGGUUAGCUCAUUAUUCUCUUAUAUAUAGAAGGUGGAAACUGUUUGGGAAUGAAACACAAGAACAGGAUUUUGUUGUGAUGGGAGGUUUACUUUGGUGGGAAGAUUAUCUUAUACUUGGAUGUUAUAAUUUGAGAGAUAUGAGAGAUGAGAUUCGUUUGUAUCCUGAAGAAACAAAAUUAGAUAAUCAGUUUGUUAGAGUUAUCAAAGUAUCAACACAGGUUCUUCAGUUAUCUGUUCUUGGUGAUCGUCUACUUAGUUUUUGUGCAGAUUCUCAUCUGACAUUAUAUCAUUUACAAAAAAAAGAUUCAUCUUCCAAUUCAACUUUGCAUAUUGUUCGUCUACACGAGUUAGAUGUUUCAAAUUUAGUUGUUCAUCCUGCCUGUGUUGUCUCUGCAAUACUGACAUCAUUAAGAACUGAAAUAGAUGCUCUUUUACCAAGAAUUAUAGAUUUUAUUAGAGAAUUUCCUGUGUUCCUACAAACUGUAGUACAGUGUGCAAGGAAAACUGAAUUAGCUUUAUGGUCUUAUCUUUUUUCAGCUGUUGGAAAUCCCAGGAAUUUAUUUCAGAUAUUUUAUCAUCAUUUUUAUUUUGUAGAUGCUCUUUUACCAAGAAUUAUAGAUUUUAUUAGAGAAUUUCCUGUGUUCCUACAAACUGUAGUACAGUGUGCAAGGAAAACUGAAUUAGCUUUAUGGUCUUAUCUUUUUUCAGCUGUUGGAAAUCCCAGGAAUUUAUUUCAGAAAUGUCUCAGUCAAGGUCAUUUAGAAACUGCAGCAUCAUAUUUAAUUAUACUUCAAAACUUGGAAGUAGCUUCUGUAAGCCGACAGCAUGCAACAUUACUACUUGAUUCUGCAUUAAAUGCAAACAAGUGGGAGGUAUUUAGAUUUUAUUUUAUUAUAACAAACAGUAAAUUGCGAAUUUUAAAAAAAUGUCUCAGUCAAGGUCAUUUAGAAACUGCAGCAUCAUAUUUAAUUAUACUUCAAAACUUGGAAGUAGCUUCUGUAAGCCGACAGCAUGCAACAUUACUACUUGAUUCUGCAUUAAAUGCAAACAAAACCAGAGUGGCAAAAGUUGAUGAUUUUAUCACAUCACUUCAAACAAUUCAUCGAGAAUUUAACUGGCCCUUUCCUAUUUAUGCAGCUUCUUCAAAUUUAAGUUUACCUAGGAGGAGUUCAGGUUCUUCAAUUCAGUCAAGUGCUAAUGUGAGUUUAACUGGGAUAAUGGAAGAUAAACUGAAAGCUGCAACAGUUAAUACUACCAAGAAGAAAUCUUCAAUUACUCACGAGAUUGGUGAUAGUGGAUACUUAAGUAAUUCUUGUCAGGAUAUUCAAAAUAAUGAAAAUAAUAACAUUCUUCCUGAUGUUGCGGAUAUUCAACCAAUUGAAGCGCAGCUUCUGCCUAGAACACAACAUGAAUUUAUAUUUCUUAGAGCAAUGAUCAAAGAUAAAGAUACAGCUGAAGAAUUUUUUAUUGACACAAUUCUUACAAGACAUGCUCGAAAACUUUUAUCGGCUGGAAGAUUAAAGGAUCUGGGAUAUUUAUCUGCUCAUUUAGAUUUUCAUUUGGUAUCAUUUUUGAAGAAAGAAAGGUCCGAAGAUGAGAGUUUAUUAACACUUGACAUGUCAGAAGAUAGUUCUUUAUGGGGAGAAGAAAUGCAUAAUACAAUUGAAAAUGGUUGGUCUGGAAUAUCAUUAUCAACUGAGUUAGAAGUAAUGACCCAAGAAUUAGCAAGCAGAGGUCCACCACAAUCAGAAGUACAGUUAAGAUAUCUUUUACAACUGAUGUUAGAAGCAGGUUGUUUGGAUUGGUCAUUAUUAAUUGCUUUUGUGUUAAGGGAUGCCAUGGCAAUCAUAAGGGUGGUCAAUGCCACACGUCAACCAGAAUUUUCUCAGGAAAUAGCUCAACACUUGAAAGAUGGAUUAACUAAAUUGGAAAAUUGGAUAGAUACUCAUUGUCUUGGAUAUAAACCAUUCAUGUUAGCAAUACGUAAUCAAGUCAAAGCACUGACAAAAAUAAUUACUUCCAGACCUCAAGUACUCAAACUUCAAGGACAGUUUUCUUUAAAUAACACACAAGAAAAUUCUUUUAAUCAAGAAGAUGAAGGAAAUUAUCAUUCCCUGCCCAACUGUAAAAAAAAUUCUGUUCAGGAAACCAAUACUAAAAUAGAGAAUUUAUUCAAUGAAGAAAGCAAAGUUCAGACUUUAGGAAAGACUAAUGAUGUAGAAAGAGAUAAUAUAUCGGAUAAGAGUGAGAAAAGUAAUGAUUGCAACAUUUCAUAGCCAAAUUUAUGAUCAAGUUUUUCUUUUAAAGUCAUUGCAUUUUUUUGAAGUGCAUACAAAUUUUAUUUUAAUUCCCAGGAUCAUUUUAUCUGUAAAAAUUUAACUGCAGACAAACAAUGGAGUAAUUAAUCAUGUAUAUUAUAUAUUGUCCAAUGCGAUUCUACGGCAGCUUGAAAAGAAUACUUCCACAUGUAUAAAGGAAUGUCGGGUCCAAACGUAGUGCAAAAAAAGAAAGUUAUCACUCUGUUUUAUCCCUUCUCAGUUAUAGUACAAUGAUGAUGCCAUGACUUCUAUUUGGGUGUUUAUUAUUUUGAGAGAAUGUGACAUUUGUUUAUAUAAAUUUUUCUGAAGUAGAUCUGACAAAUAACAUUCAGCCAAAAAUUUUUUUGGAAGCCUCAUUAUGAACGUAUAUAAAAUUGAAAAUUUUAUAUUCGUUUCUUUGAAUUUGCGCGUUCAUAAAAUGGUGCAAUUGUGUGUAAGAUAAGAGAAAUUUUAUAUGUUUAAUCCCUGAUCAUGGAAAAUAUGUAAAUUCCAGAUCUUCCCAUUCAAGAAGGAAAAAAAUAUGGCCUGAUUUUAAUAUAAUAUCUGUUUUUCUUGAAAAAUAAAUUAUUUUUUCAAUAACCAUUGUAGUAGAUGUUGGUAAUCAGAUUGUUUUUGUGAAACUUUAUAAGAAGUUUUUAAAAUUGAAUCAUUGUUCAUAUUUUUCACACAAUAAAAGAAACUUGUAUUUGUAUAUCAAUAUUUUUUUAUUAGCA
Molecule: messenger RNA, 4934 nt
Organism: Centruroides sculpturatus (bark scorpion)
Lineage: Eukaryota; Metazoa; Arthropoda; Arachnida; Scorpiones; Buthidae
Gene: Rich
Product: RAB6A-GEF complex partner protein 1-like
Exons: 29
Coding region: 130-4179 (1349 amino acids)
Biological process (GO): retrograde transport, endosome to Golgi; intracellular protein transport
Cellular component (GO): Golgi membrane; Ric1-Rgp1 guanyl-nucleotide exchange factor complex; cytosol
Molecular function (GO): protein binding
Source: RefSeq, a predicted model, not a curated record